Molecule: messenger RNA, 912 nt
Organism: Leptinotarsa decemlineata (Colorado potato beetle)
Lineage: Eukaryota; Metazoa; Arthropoda; Insecta; Coleoptera; Chrysomelidae
Biological process (GO): anatomical structure morphogenesis
Cellular component (GO): cytosol
Molecular function (GO): protein binding
Source: RefSeq, a predicted model, not a curated record
CUCGAUGAAUCUGCGACAAAUCAAUAUGACGAAGAUACUUGGCUUGAGGGAGUACGAGACGAACCUGCAUGGGUCAUGGAUGGAUUAUUCCUCGGUGGUUUUCGUCAUGGGAUAGCAUGUAUGAGGGAAAUUCUCAUCAGUGUUACAACAAAACUCAUCUCAAACUACCGCAGAAUCGAUCCCGCCAAUCCUCAACUCGGCUCACAAGAAUUGAUCAUUCUCAUGAUGCAGAGUAUCCUGUAUGUUAGACACGGGCAUCCCUACCCGAUGAAAAUCAUAGAUUAUUUGAACGAAAUUCUCAAAUGUCCUGCCCACCUUGCCUCUUUGAUCCAGGCCAAUAUUAUUGAGCAAAUUCAUGAACUGUCGACCCCGGUCAAUUACGCGUUCUCCCGCUCUCGUGAGAAUUGGGCUGACAAACUUCUACAGUGCUUUUUUUACGUAACAAAUUCAGAGCCAGCCCAUGGAAGUUUCGAACAUGCUUUGAUGAAAGGAGACAAAAAUAUGAGAACCCAGGCUGCUUUGGUAAUUCCAUACAUAGUGAAGUAAGUAUUUUUGUGAUUCAUUCCAAAGAAAAAUAAGUGUUUAAUGUCUCGAACUUUUCGAAAACAGAAGAUAUACCUAAAGAUUCAAAAAACAUUUGUGUGAAAGAUAUUUCUUUGCAGUUUGAGCGCAGAGGCUGAGGCAUGUUUUGAUAGUGAUCAACAUUUCAAGUGAUCAUAUGCAAAGGUCUCAAUUUGAAAAAUCUAUAAUCUGUAAAUUGUGGGGGUAACUGUAAGUAUCCAGUUAUAUUUCAGUGCACACAACAAUACAAAUGAUACAUAAGCGUCUCUAGCAACCGAUCAAUAAGGAUGUUUUUGUACUUUCUUGUGUGUUUUUCCACAUAAGCACAGAUUUCUGGUGGAUGAUCAGCAA